UUGGAGGCUGUUUGAAGCUGUGUUGUCGUGUGACUCGUUUCUCUCAGAGGAAUGAGUGAGUUCAAUGAGGAACAAUGAGUUCAGUUCAGGCUUUGAGAGAGUUUAUCAAGCAACGACUAACUGCUGCUGCUGGAGAAAUGUGAACAAACUGUGGUUCAGUAAGAAGUGGAAACCUCCAGUCAAAUCUCACAGAGCAGGUUAGUAAAAGAGUGAAUGAAGACAAGCAGGCAGGCAGAACCGGCUUGGAUCCGACCCAGACGAGGACGCUCCACUGUCAUCAGGCCCCAGAGAGGACACCGGGGUGGAGGAGCCAGGAGCCGAGCAGCAGAUCAACGAUUUGUGGGGGUAGCGAGCGGCCCUGCGGAGCGGCAGCGAGCUUCGGAGACGGAGCCGGUGUAUCGUGCUCCUGCUUGAGGAAGUGUGACGACUGGAUACUGGAAGCGAAAUCGAGGAUGCUUGUCGAUCUCCCACAGAACCACAACUGUAGAGAGGAGCAGCUCUUUAAACGGGAACCAAGCUGCUGUCGAGAGCAGGGAGAACCAGAACCUCCACAGAUCAAAGAGGAACCAGCAGAACCAGAACCUCCACAGAUCAAAGAGGAACCAGAAGAACCAGAACCUCCACAGGUCAAAGAGGAACCAGAAGAACCAGAACCUCCACAGAUCAAAGAGGAACUAGAACCUCCAGAGAUUGAGGAAAACAAUGAACUGGGUAUCAACCAGGAUGCAGAGCAGCUUCCACUGAAGUUUGAAAGUAUUGAGGAACAAAAUUACCUGAGUGAACUAGAAGUUCCGGACCCUAAUCAGUUCCUCUUUUUUGACUCUGAAGUCCACGAUGUCAAGAAACAUAUUGGCUCAGAAUCAACGAUAAAUAAAAAGCUUAAAAAAAACCCCAGCGUAUUUCAUAGUGAGCAUGUGGGAAACUUUCCUGUGUCAGAGAAGCAGGCUGAAUGUGGAAAGCUUCUCUGUCAGGAAACAUCUGCUGACACUGUCCUUAAAAAACGUAAAAAAUGUCACAACUUAGAAACUAUCACUGAUAAGAAGAAAGUUUGUGAAACCUUUUGUGAAAGUUUCAACCAAAAGAAUGAUUUGUUGGUCCACAAGAAAACUCACACAGGUGAGAAGCCUUAUUCCUGUGAAACAUGUGGGAAAAAUUUCAGGAAGCAAAACUAUUUGUUGGUCCACUUGAGAACUCACACAGGUGAGAGGCCGUAUUCUUGUGAAACAUGUGGGAAAAAUUUCAGUCAACAGGGUCAUUUAUUGACCCACAAGAAAACUCACACAGGUGAGAAGCCACAUUCUUGUGAAGCAUGUGGGAAACGUUUCAGUCGUUGGAGUAAUUUUUUGGACCACAUGAGAAUUCACACAGGUGAGAAGCCGUAUUCUUGUGAAACAUGUGGGAAAAAUUUCAGUCAACGGAGUCAUUUAUUGACCCACAAGAAAACUCACACAGGUGAGAAGCCACAUUCUUGCGAAACAUGUGGAAAAUGUUUCAGUUACCGGACUCAUAAGUCGCGCCACAUGAGAACUCACACAGGUGAGAAGCCAUUUUCUUGUGAAAUGUGUGGAAAGUGUUUCAGUCGUCAAAGCAAUAAGUUGGUCCACAUGAGAACUCACACAGGUGAGAAGCCAUUUUUUUGUGAAACAUGUGGAAAGUGUUUCAGGCAUGAGAGUUAUAAGUUGGUCCAUGUGAGAAUUCACACUGGUGAGAAGCCAUAUUCUUGUGAGAUGUGUGGAAAAAGUUUCAGUCACCCCUCUGGUUUUAGACAACACAAGAAAACUCACACAGGUGAGAAGCCGCAUUCCUGUGAAACAUGUGGGAGAUGUUUCAGUAGUCGGACUGAUUUAUUGAUCCACAUGAGAAUUCACACAGGUGAGAAGCCGUAUUCUUGUGAAACGUGGCAAAAGUUUCAGUAACCCCUCUACUUUUAGACUACACAUUAGAACUCAUACAGGUGAGAAGCCAUAUUCUUGUGAAACGUGUGGGAAAUGUUUCACCAGACAGAGUAAUAAGUCGAUCCACAUGAGAACUCACACUGGUUCACA
Messenger RNA from Salarias fasciatus (jewelled blenny), 2045 nucleotides. RefSeq names its product zinc finger protein OZF-like. Gene Ontology annotation, molecular function: RNA polymerase II cis-regulatory region sequence-specific DNA binding; DNA-binding transcription repressor activity, RNA polymerase II-specific. Gene Ontology annotation, biological process: regulation of transcription by RNA polymerase II. Lineage: Eukaryota; Metazoa; Chordata; Actinopteri; Blenniiformes; Blenniidae. The record is from RefSeq and is a predicted model, not a curated record. Gene Ontology annotation, cellular component: nucleoplasm. The transcript has 2 exons. Bases 453 to 1916 code for a protein of 487 amino acids.